AUGGCCAAAAGACAAAAGCCACAAAUCGUAGAAACGAUAUUGCAAUACGAUGAGAAGUUGACCAAGAAAUUUGUCGGCUUUUUGCUUAGUCAAACGACUCUGAAAUCGUUGAAGACACACUGUAAGGCCCUAGAGAUCUCCUGCAAUGGCAUUGUCUGGUUGGCAUCUUGGAUUGGUCUUAUUUGGCUGCUAAGUGACAAGGAUCUCUAUGAAUCUCAAUUGAAUAUGCUUGUGGGCCUGAUUUUCGAUAUCGUAGUGAUCGCUGUAAUGAAGGCAGCAUUCAGACGUAGACGACCAACGGCCUGCAAUGACAUGAUGCAACUUGGACCUGAUAAAUUUAGCUUUCCGUCUGGUCAUGCCUCGAGAGCAGUUUUCGUUGCUUUAUUCUUUAUAUUGUUAAGUCCCAUUUCAGUGAUUUGGUGGAUGCCACUUAUGGCUUGGUGCUGUGCUGUCUGUUUGUCCCGUAUCAUAAUUCAACGUCAUUAUAUUCUUGAUGUUGUGGCCGGUAUGUUUGUUGGCUUAUUAGAGAUCGGUGUUAUGUGUAUUAUUUGGAUUGGAAAGGACACAGCUCAAAGUAUAAUUGCUUCAAUGUCAAGUGACCAUUUGCCAGGUGGAGAAGAUGAAUAACCAUAUAUGU
Messenger RNA from Musca vetustissima, 637 nucleotides. Its product is annotated as polyisoprenoid diphosphate/phosphate phosphohydrolase PLPP6. The coding region runs from base 1 to 627 and encodes 208 amino acids. Gene Ontology annotation, molecular function: sphingosine-1-phosphate phosphatase activity. Lineage: Eukaryota; Metazoa; Arthropoda; Insecta; Diptera; Muscidae. The transcript has a single exon. The record is from RefSeq and is a predicted model, not a curated record.